Molecule: messenger RNA, 425 nt
Organism: Lagenorhynchus albirostris (white-beaked dolphin)
Lineage: Eukaryota; Metazoa; Chordata; Mammalia; Artiodactyla; Delphinidae
Product: histone H2A type 1-B
Exons: 1
Coding region: 33-425 (130 amino acids)
Cellular component (GO): nucleosome
Molecular function (GO): structural constituent of chromatin; DNA binding; protein heterodimerization activity
Source: RefSeq, a predicted model, not a curated record
UUUGAAGGUUUUUGAGUUGUGGUCUGAUAGUUAUGUCUGGUCGUGGUAAACAGGGUGGCAAGGCUCGUGCUAAGGCUAAGACCCGCUCCUCGCGAGCUGGGCUCCAGUUCCCCGUAGGCCGGGUGCACCGCCUGCUCCGCAAGGGUAACUACUCUGAGCGUGUCGGUGCCGGGGCGCCGGUGUACCUGGCGGCGGUGCUGGAGUACCUAACGGCUGAGAUCCUGGAGCUGGCGGGCAACGCGGCCCGCGAUAACAAGAAGACGCGCAUCAUUCCGCGCCACCUGCAGCUGGCCAUCCGCAACGACGAGGAGCUUAACAAGUUGCUGGGGCGCGUGACCAUCGCUCAGGGCGGUGUCCUGCCCAACAUCCAGGCGGUACUGCUCCCCAAGAAGACUGAGAGCCACCACAAGGCCAAGGGCAAGUAA